Messenger RNA from Colletotrichum destructivum, 4541 nucleotides. RefSeq lists its product as uncharacterized. The transcript has a single exon. Gene Ontology annotation, cellular component: nucleus. Gene Ontology annotation, biological process: DNA-templated transcription; regulation of DNA-templated transcription. NCBI's taxonomy places the organism in Eukaryota, Fungi, Ascomycota, Sordariomycetes, Glomerellales, Glomerellaceae. The record is from RefSeq and is a predicted model, not a curated record. The coding region runs from base 870 to 3590 and encodes 906 amino acids. Gene Ontology annotation, molecular function: DNA-binding transcription factor activity, RNA polymerase II-specific; zinc ion binding; DNA binding.
GUUGCGGUUGUGUGUGGCAGUUGUCGCAUUUCUUCUGCCACCAUCCCGCAGACCGCAGAGCCACAACUCUCUCUGGCUUGCUCGUUUCCUACAUUUCCCUUCCGUCUUCUGCCCAACAACGACCUGCAUCUCGUGCUUGUUCUCUUCUCUCUCCCUCUCCCCCUCUCCCUCUCCCUCUUUCUCUUCCCACUCUCCCUCCCGACUCGUCCCCGUCCCUUAUCUAUACAAGGCAGCCAGCCCUCCGUCAUCCCCGUUUCGUUCCCGCGUUGUUUGGCUUUCCCGCUAGCAUAACCAAGAACGGGCCGCCACUCCAUCCAUCCAUCCAUCCAUCCAACACUUGGACAGGGUUCGAAUCGCAUCUCUCGCUAACCAAGCCGGCUGCGCUGCGUAACAACAGAGACCCCAAGACUUCCGUCUAGCAACAGCAAUAUCAGCUUCUCCCCAUCCAAAGGAAAGGCAUUAGAUGCAACACGGCCGAGGUCUCUCCCCUUCUCCCCCCCGCCAUCCUGCAGUCAAAACGGCAAAGGUCGGGCAAACAACGUAAGCCACUCGGGGGACAUUGAAAAUACCCAGGCGUGCUUCAAGUCACACAGAAAGCUGCUGCUGCAACACGACGGGGUUCGUUUCAACAUCGCCCAGCUCAUAUUGCCUGGAUACGCAAGGAAGAGAAGGACAUAACGACUGGACGGGGGCUCUUCUCUCUGUACAUCUCUUUGUCUGUGCCUCUCACUCUAACUUUCUCGCUCUCUUGACUCUUGACGACCACGACCGGUGUUGUGCUCCGAAUCCGAGGAAAUCGACGAUCGUUCUUUUGGAGUCUUGAUCACAAACACCUCGAAACCACGCCGAGCUCUGGUCCAUCCGCCUGUAUGUUUGUUGAGCAACGUCCCCCGAUCCUUCACCAUCUCGGGGAGCCUGUGGAUAGUCCUCUGAGCCAGCCGCGCGAGUACUGGUCGCUCGAACGGCGCUGCUCCACCAUGGCCGCGUCGUCGCACAACCCGUAUCCGCGAUCUCCCAACCCUUCAACGAGGUCGUACGACUCGUCGUCCGUCUCUUCGGCCACCUCUCCCAGACAACCUGCCCAGUACAUACCGCGCGGGCUGAUGAACACCGGGUCGAGGACAGCAGCGGUGCCGCCCCCUCAGCCUAUCGGCAUCCCCCCUCCGCUACCGCCAGUCAACCAGAACCAGAAUCAGAACCAGAACCAGAACCAGAACGCCUUUACGCCAUACACGCCCGUGACGGCCGGCUCGAUGAUGGGCCGCGACUCACUACCCUCAGCCGACUCGGUGGCGAGCACACCCGGCCCGUCAACGGCGUCGCUGCCACCCAUCUCCCAAGCCCAGAAGAGGGCGUACCGGCAGAGGAGGAAGGAUCCGAGCUGCGACGCGUGCCGCGAGAGAAAGGUCAAGUGCGACGCCACCGAGACGACGAGCUGCUCCGAGUGCUCCAGCCGCAACGUCAAGUGUCAGUUCACCAAGGAGACGAACCGGCGCAUGUCGUCCAUCAAGCAGGUGCAGGAUCUCGAGAAGCAGAUGGAGCGCCUGAGACGAGACAACAGCAACAUGAGGCGCAUGCUCCAGGAACGGGACGGCGGCGGUGGCGGCGGCAGCGGCAGCGGCAGCGGUGCCAUGGACAUUGACACGGAUGGCCUCGGCCUCGAUCAGCUUCCCCUUCUCCAGCUGCCGGAGAUCGGCUCCGAUCCCAAGCGGAGGAAACGGCCAGCCCCUAUCCACGACCUGGCCCGGGCGAGGUCCAACAUGCGCAUCUUCUCCCGCGGCAUCUGGAGACCGCCCUCUCAGUACCACCGCCAGCCGUCGUUGACGACGCCGCUCUUCGACCCCCAGAGACCCGACUUGCCCCCGAGGCAGACGACGGACCAGCUCCUCCACGCGUACUACGGCGCCGCCCACACCAUGUUCCCCAUCCUCCACUGGCCGACGUUCCAGACGGGCGUCGACGACCUCUACCGGAUCGGCAGCGCCAGGUCGGUGCAGCCGGCGUGGCUGUCGACCUUCUUCGCGGCCCUCGCCCUCGGCAGCCUCUUCAGCCAGGACCCCCCGACUCACCGGGCCUACCGGGCGGCCGAGCUGCUCGAAGUCGCCCGGGGCAUGAUCGACCCCUGGAACAACGACUACGUGCUCGACAACGUGCGCGCGCUGGUGCUCGUCACGCUUUGUCUCAACGAGAUGAACCAGCGGUCCGCCGCCUGGACAUGGCUCGGCACCGCCGUCCGCGCCGGGCAGGACCUCGGGCUGUACUCAGAGUCCGGCCCGUGGCCCGUCGUCGAAGGCGAGAUGCGCCGCCGCGUAUGGUGGACCAUCUACAUCCUCGACCGGAGCCUGGCCCUCGACCUGGGCCGCCCCGUGCUGAUCGAUGACGCCGACUGCGACGUCUCGCUACCCGCCGGCGUCGACGACCACUACAUCCACGAGGGCGGCAUCAUGGUGCCCCCCGGCCGCGAGCCCCUGAACCACUCCCUCCUGGCCCUGAUCAACGUCAUCAGGUCCUACUCAUCCCUCAUCAAGACGCUGGCCGCUCCCGUCGUGGUGCCCACAAGGCUCGCCACUUUCGACCAGCACUUCGUCACCUGCCUACGAGCCUUUCCCUCCGUCUGUGACACCUCUAGCAGGGGGCCGAUAUCUCCUCACCUCCUGACCCCUUUUGCCUACCUCCUCCACGCUCGCCUCGUCUUACACCGCCAUAACCUCUCGCCCAACUGUCCGCCCGACGCCCGCCUCGCCGCCAUGGAGCAGUGUACGCACACGGCCCUCGAGACGGCCUCGCUCCUUUCCCGCACGGCCCCGAACCUUGCCGACGGCGCCACCGCCCUCCUCACCACGCACGCCUUCCGCUGCACCCUCUUCCUCCUCCUGGCGGGCUACUGGGACCACGCCACGACGUGCCUGCGCACCCUCGCCUCCAUCGACGGGAGACGCGAUGUCGCCACUCCCUGCGGCCGCUUCCUCGCCUUCUUCGUGUCCGCCCUCAGCACGAAACGCAGCGAGUACGCCGCCUACGCCGCCAGAGGGACGCCCCCGAAGCCCUUCGCACCGCCUCCUCCUCCUUCUGCUCCUCUGUCCCAGGGCCGCCAGGGCCCGGCGGCGCUCCAGGAUGCCCUCCUGCAGGACGAAGAGCUCUUGGCCUACGUGAGCGCCGACCUGCAAGCGGCGCCUGAGUCCGCCUGGAUCUGGGCCGGUGGAGAGCGCGAGGCCGCCGCCAUCCUGUCCCCGACCUCGCCGGGCUCCAUCAUCACGGCACAAGGCGGCGGCGGCGGCGGUGGCGGCGCCAGCAGCGGCCUAUUCAGCGUCGAGCAGCGGACGGGUCUCAGCGAGGACGAGAUCAAGGAUUGGGGCGGCUGGGAGCGCCUCGAGGCGGCCGUCCGAGGGCUGGCGACCGGGAACGCGACGACGACGACUCCCACGCCCACGUCCGCGACGUGGUCCGCCCUGCCGGCCGGCAUCAAGACCGAGGGCACGCCGACGCUGCCCAGCAUCAUGACGGCCGCCGAGGGGGGCAGCAACGACAGCCCGACUGCGAGCACCAAGGGCCGGCCCCAGGACAGAUUGAGCAUUGCAAACAUCAUCUAGAGGAGGUGGUGAAGGGGGAGGGAGGGUUGGCCCAACCAAAGGGGCUGGGCCGGUUGGAUUGGAAUAUCCUUUAUGAAAGCCCCCCCUUAGAGGAUGUAUACACACAACUUGGGGUUGAUACAUCACCAAACGACGCCAGGCCAAACAAACUCAUGACCGUUUACGAACGUCACGGAAACGAACCCGGUCGGGCCACGUCAGAAAGAGCUACGGAUUGGCUUUGCUCACGAUGGUCCACCAACCACCAAACACACAAGUCAAGCUGCCGAAGUCCUGGUAUAGGACUCCGUUGUACGAUAAUGUGUUGACCAAGAAAAGGAGAAGGGCUUUUAGACACCGUCUUCGUUGCGGAAAUUCCUUCUCUCUUGCUGCGUCAACUUAUCUUUUCCCAAUUAUUUCAACUACUUCAACCCUAUUUAUUGUACCAGUCGUUCUCGCAACAUAUUCGAGCAGGUGCAGCGCGCAAUCCUCCAACCGUUCUUCAAACACCAUAAUGUCUACACACUUGUGCAUACCACCGAUGGAAGGGGGGGGGGGGGAUUGCGGUCGAGGGAUGGACUCGUGUAUUUAUCUUUUCUUGUUUACAUUUUGUCACAGCCUGGCUCGCUGGAUGACUGGGCGGUGGGUUCAAGCAGUUGUCAAGACUUGGACGAAAAGCCCUCUACUGAGUUUUGGGCAUGGCGAGGAAUGGACUUGAGGGCAAGGGGAUGAAAGCCUGGAAAGUCUGAAUAGGUGGUUGAUUUCGGGCGAAGGUGUUGGACACUCUUUCUUCAGGUUAUCUGGGGGUAGGAUGUGGAAAAGGCCGGGCCUUUUCCCUCGGAGCAGCACCCGGCGAAGAGGAUGAACGAGCUGGCUCCGGUCUUGGCUUUCUGUUGUCCAUUUCUACUGUUCAUCUUUACUUGUUUCCCGUUUUUUUCUAUCUUUUAUCAUACUCUUUUUUUUUUAUUCUCG